Molecule: messenger RNA, 1725 nt
Organism: Ricinus communis (castor bean)
Lineage: Eukaryota; Viridiplantae; Streptophyta; Magnoliopsida; Malpighiales; Euphorbiaceae
Product: very-long-chain 3-oxoacyl-CoA reductase 1
Exons: 3
Coding region: 488-1450 (320 amino acids)
Cellular component (GO): endoplasmic reticulum
Molecular function (GO): ketoreductase activity
Source: RefSeq, a predicted model, not a curated record
AAAGAUCCUAGUCAAAACAGGAUACCAAAGCUGGUCUUAAUAAUAAAAAAAGAAAAUAAAACUUAGUAAAUAUUAAUAGUAGUAAUAAUAGAAAGAAGCAGAGGUGCCCUCUCGUUCUGUUAUCAAUGGCUCUAACCAUGAGUAGUUAAAUGCGGUGGUUUUCAGCUCAUCUACUUCUCCACCUUUUUUUGGCCCUUCUCUAUCUUCAUUCAUAUCUUUAAUAAAUCCAAUCUCUCUUGCUCUUAACAAUCUGUGCUAACCCCUACUAUUGAAAAUCUCCUUUCUUUUCUUUUCUUUUUUCUUUUCUUUUCCUCUCGAUAGCUCCGCCUUGCCUGUUCUUAGUCAAAUCUCACCCAUUUCCACCAAAUUCAUAACUCUUUUCACUGUCUCUGUGUUGGGUUCUUGUAUUUAAUCCUCUUGGCUAAAACCCACUUUUCAAAGUCCUCCCGUUCUCUUUCAGAUCCACGAGGACGUAUCACAUUAAAAAAUGGAGCUCUGUUUUGUCGAUAAGCUAAAGUCUCAGCCUUUAUGGUUUCUUGUGCUGUUUUCUUUAGGUUCUUUAUCACUUUUGAGAUGUUUCUUCACUAUUCUCAAUUGGGUUUAUGUUAAUUUCCUUAGGCCUGCUAAGAAUCUGAAGAAAUAUGGAUCUUGGGCUCUUGUAACGGGACCUACUGAUGGUAUUGGUAAAGGUUUUGCUUUUCAAUUGGCUAGAAAAGGUUUGAAUUUGGUGUUAGUCGCUAGAAAUCCUGAUAAGCUUAAAGAUGUUUCUGAUUCUAUUCUGUCUAAAUAUGGGAAAGUGCAAAUCAAGACUGUUGUUGUAGAUUUUAGUGGUGAUAUUGACGAGGGUGUUAAGAGAAUUAAGGAUACUGUUGAAGGAUUAGAUGUUGGUGUUUUGAUUAAUAAUGUUGGGGUUUCAUAUCCUUAUGCAAGGUUUUUCCAUGAAGUUGAUGAGGAACUGUUAAAGAAUUUGAUUAAAGUCAAUGUAGAAGGUACUACAAAAGUUACGCAUGCUGUUUUGCCUGGGAUGUUGAAGAGGAAAAAAGGUGCUAUUAUUAAUAUUGGUUCUGGUGCUGCAAUUGUUAUUCCUUCUGAUCCUCUUUAUGCAGUUUAUGCCGCCACUAAAGCGUAUAUAGAUCAGUUCUCCAGAUGCCUUUAUGUUGAAUACAAGAAAAGUGGGAUCGAUGUGCAGUGUCAGGUCCCGCUCUAUGUGGCAACGAAGAUGGCAUCAAUAAGGAGAUCAUCCUUCUUUGUUCCAUCUACAGAUGAUUAUGCCCGGGCAGGGCUGCGUUGGGUAGGUUACGAACCUCGCUGCACACCUUACUGGCCGCAUUCCCUUAUUUGGGGUUUGAUAUCUAUAGUGCCAGAAUUUGCUGUGGAUGCUUGGCGGUACAAGUUUAACCUUGGAAUCCGAAAGAGAGGACAACAAAAAGAUGCUAGGAAAAAGGAGUAAACUGUACUCUGUUGUAUGAACUGAGUUAUUGGUGUUUGAUCGCAGUAGGCUAAAUCUUUUGGUGGAUUGAACUCUUAGGUUGCCAAUGCCUGGUACUAGUACUUAAAUUUAAUAACUUCAAUCACCUUUGUUGGGAGAUCAUUAGCAUUUUUAGUCGUAUGAACUACGUUUUUCAGCUAUUUGCUUUGCAUGCAAGAAAGAACUUGCAGAACACGUAAAAUUGAUGAUACAUUAUUUAAAGAACCCCUUUAAUGCUGAAAAUUUGAGUUCAUGCA